AUGAUCGUAAGUCAAAUAAGUAACAAUGAGGAUUGUCCUGAACCCCUUGAAACCAAUAUGAACAAGAGCUCCAAAGUAUUAUUGUGGGCAAGAAGGACUCAACAUCAAAGUUUUGGAAUCGAGAAUCCAAUUUGGAAAUACAGAGCAUUCAGAAUAAUACUUAUAGUCUCCAGAUUCAUAGUUCUACUCACUAAAUAGAUCACUCGAAAGGAUUUGAGUCUUUUCACUAAGCAAGAAUUCAAUUUAAUUAAGGAUAAAGCAGCAGACUAUAAUUUUUACAAAUAUCAAGGAUUGCUGCCAAGAGAUAAGCCCUCGUAAAUCUUACUUAAAUUAAACAACUGGUUUUCUUGUAUACUAUAACAUCAAAGCAAAUUCUUAAGUAGUAAUGCUCGAAAAUGGCUAUUAAAACCAGACGACACAGUCAUAAUCAUAUGGAAUAUUUAUCUGAUUGUUAUUGUGACGAUCAAUGUGUUUUAUGUGUCCUUGCGCAUCUCAUUCCCAGAAAUUGUGGAUUUUCCUUUAAAAAGCAAGGAGUUCUUUUUUGAAUAAUUGCCUGUCUACUCAUUUCUCUUGGAAAUCGUCCUAAAAUUCAACACUUGCAUCUAUAACAAAGGAAUACUGAUUACUAACAGAACCAAGAUUGUCAAAUUUUAUUGCAUAUAAGGAUUUUUAAUUGAUUUGUUUUUGGUUGUUCCAUUCUUCAUAGGCCAGCAAUUUGACUUUAGAUACUUUGAUUUUGUGAUAGUUUUGAAAGUAUUCUAGUUGUCUAGUUUAUUCUCGUCUCUUUUUAAUCGUUUAGAAUUGUCAAGCAGACAAACAGCACUCUUCGAUUUAUUUAAAAUGAUAUCGUUUAUGAUUCUAGUAGCUCACUUUUCAGCCUGUAUUUGGCAUAUAAUAGGACAAUGGGGUGAAUGGGGUCAUCAUGAAGGCAAGACUUGGUUGAAGGUGGCCUAGUUGUAGAAUGAAUCUUGGUUGGAUAGAUACGUAGUCUCAUUUUAUUGGAGUAUUGUUACAAUGACAACAAUUGGAUACGGAGAUAUAACUCCUGUGAAUUUGACUGAAAGGAUCUUUGUAAUCUUCAUGACUAUGAUUUCAUCUGCAACAUUUGCAUACACUGUAAAUAAUAUUGGAGGCAUAUUCUAAGACUUCUCAAAACAAUCAGUUCAAUUAAAGAAUAACAUGAAUCAAUUGAAUAGAUACCUAAGAAGUUAGAAUGUGUCUGAUGAUCUUUAAAUUAAGUUUAGAAGAUAUUUUGAGUAUUUAUGGAGCAAACCCUCUCAAAAAGUAAUAUAAUUCGCAGAUUUGAUACCUAAAAGUUUGAAAGAUCAGAUGAUUGUGGAUGUCAAUGCUAAAAUAUUAAAUUAGUUAUCCUUUUUUAAGAAUUUCAGUUAACCUUUGUUGAAUAAACUAUGUAUGUAUCUGGAAGAGAAAUACAUUCAAUCUGACGAUUAUCUAUUCAGAAGGAAUAAUAAAUCAUCUUAAUUAUUUAUCCUCGUAACAGGAGAGAUCAAACUAGUACUAACUCUCAAUGAUUAGCCCAGAUUGUUAUAGAAAAUAAGUAAUCCGUGCUUUAUUGGGCAAUUGGAUUUCUUCUCCAAAAGAUCCUACUCUUUUGAUGCCGUAGCCUCUAAGACAACGAAAGUUCUCCAGAUCUCAAGAGAUUAAUUGCACACUGUCUUCAAGGAUCACCCUUCCGAUUAUGAGAUACUCUAAUAGAUAACAGAUGACAUAACAUAAAAUCUAAAUUUAAAGGCUAUUUAAAUUAAAUGUAAUACAUGCUAAAGCGAUUCUCAUUUUACAAACACCUGUCCAUUUUUAUUUGGCAUACCCAAUAGGAUUAAGACUUUAUACAAUUACAGAAAGUUCACUCCUGUUGAUAGAACUCCUCGAUACAUUAGACAUAAUCACACAAGGAAGAUGUAUGCAUUGAAACAUCAUUUCAUUGUUCUGGAAAGUGUGCUCAAUUAUAUGAUGAAAAAUGAAGAUCUUGUUUAGAUAGAAGAGAUAAGGGAAUUAUAAUAGCAACAUAGCAUUCAUUUUGGAAAUCAAUUCACUUUCAAUCAGAUUCCAACUAAUCUUCAGACCUAGCAGAUGAACACACAAGGAAAAUCGUCUUUAUCCUAAAGGAUUCAACUCUCAAUUGAUGAAUCAUCUCCUAGGACUUUUCGGUUUUGUUAGCCGCAGAAUAACUAAUAUCUAAAUCCAGCAGGACUGAAGAAUAAUCCAAAGUUGUCUAUAAAUUAUGGAUCUUCGGCAGAGUUGCCUGAAGAGGAAGUGCCUGUAUAUGAGAAGGUUUUGAAGAGAGGAGGAGGGAAUGAGUCCUUAUGUGUAGUGAAUGAGCAAGGAUAUUAAUAGGUAUUGUAAGUACCCUCAUUAUAAAUAAACUAAGUAAUGAGAAGAAAAUCAGUAAAAUUAAAGUUAGAUGAUAGUUCUGAAGAUGACGAAGAAGAUUAGGAUAAGAUUAUGGGAUAAUACAUAGAUAUCUUUUAGCAAUUCGAGAGAGUUUGUGAAUUCAGCAAUUAUCAUAGUCAUAACAACAUCUCAUAAGUGGUGGCUAAAGUAUGA
Messenger RNA from Paramecium tetraurelia, 2565 nucleotides. RefSeq lists its product as uncharacterized. The transcript has 5 exons. Gene Ontology annotation, biological process: regulation of membrane potential; potassium ion transmembrane transport. NCBI's taxonomy places the organism in Eukaryota, Ciliophora, Oligohymenophorea, Peniculida, Parameciidae. The record is from RefSeq and is a predicted model, not a curated record. Gene Ontology annotation, molecular function: voltage-gated potassium channel activity. Gene Ontology annotation, cellular component: membrane.